Molecule: messenger RNA, 504 nt
Organism: Chondrus crispus (carragheen)
Lineage: Eukaryota; Rhodophyta; Florideophyceae; Gigartinales; Gigartinaceae
Exons: 3
Coding region: 1-504 (167 amino acids)
Cellular component (GO): U2-type spliceosomal complex; post-mRNA release spliceosomal complex
Source: RefSeq, a predicted model, not a curated record
AUGAACUGUGCUGUACGAUUGUUGGUUUCAGAAACAAAACGCCCUCACCCAUCGCAAGGUUUGGUCCAUCGUGGGGCCUUUUUUGCGGAAGCGGCCAAGAUGUCGAAAGCCAAGAUGUCGAAGGCUGCGGAUGAGAAAUCUGAGCAGGUGAACCAAGCUCUCAUGAAGCUUCGGUUUCAAAAUUACAACCCUCGAACAGAGAAAUUGAAAAAGUUUCGUGAAGAAGGCUCUGAUCCCAGAGAGCUGCUGCGAGAGAUAACAGAAGCACAAGCGGAAUUGCUAAAAUCCACAAACCGAAAGUUUGGAGAUCCCUCUUUAGAUCUUGACAACCUAAUCCCCAGAAAAGGCAGCUGGGACAUGGAGAGGGCACUUCAGCCAAAGCUUGAAAGGCUAGAGAAACGUACAGAGAAGGCUAUACUGGAAAUUGUGAAGCGAAAGUUGGGCUCCGAACUGAAUCGCGAAGAAACACUAAGACGAGCAGACAUUUCUUCUGAUGAAGAUUAA